Phyllostomus hastatus (greater spear-nosed bat) is the source of this 633-nucleotide messenger RNA. It is a transcript of the gene GCSAM, whose product is annotated as germinal center associated signaling and motility. Gene Ontology annotation, biological process: negative regulation of lymphocyte migration; regulation of B cell receptor signaling pathway. Bases 106 to 531 code for a protein of 141 amino acids. The transcript has 5 exons. The record is from RefSeq and is a predicted model, not a curated record. NCBI's taxonomy places the organism in Eukaryota, Metazoa, Chordata, Mammalia, Chiroptera, Phyllostomidae.
CUCUCUGCACGGGUGGCCAGAACAGCGCAGCUCCAUCUCUGAGUCGGAGCUGCCCAGACGGAGCACAAGGCCUGCAGAGGGGAAGGCACCUAGAGGACCGAGAGGAUGGGGAACUCUCUGCUGAGGGAAAACAGGUAUUUUAGGUGCUGGGACCACCACAUCACAGAAGGGUGUUUCUGCCUUCCAUGGAAAAAAUUACAUAUUUUUAAAGCCAGACAAGAUUUCCCAAAGGAAAGUGAAGGAACAUCAUCUGCCACCAACCAGCAGGACAAUGCUGACCAGAGCUCUGCAGAGGAGCUGUGCUAUGCCCUCAUCAAUCACAGAGUCCUCAGGAGAAGGCCGUCGGGGAACUCUGCUGAGGGGUACUAUGAAAACGUCUUUCCCCAGGCUGAGAGGCCCAGAGAGUUGUGGAGAGGAACCGAGACUGACUACUCACUUCUCCAUGUGCCUUCCACCCCUAGGCAUCCUCCUGCCCCAGAAAAUGAAUAUGAAUUUCUACCCACUAGAACCUCCUCUCACAGCCUGGAAUAGCCACACCCACUUACACCACUUCUGAAGCUCAGUUUUCCCAUUUAUAAUGAAGCAGUUGGACCAAAAUUUGUUUCAGCCCAGCAAAUAAACCUGGGGAUAGUA